CCUAAACCAAGUAAAUCUAAGAUCUUGCAAUGGCCAUCCAUACCAACAAGAAACUUUCUUCCACAAUUCUCAUCCUCUCUAUUCUAUUCUUCUCCACCUUCGCUAGCGCUUCUGUGCCAUGCGCUCCGACCAAGAAGCCACAUCCCAUUAAGCCAUCGCCCAUCAAACCACCACCGGUGUACCCUUCUUGCCCUAAGGACACCCUCAAGCUCGGGGCUUGUGUUGAUGUCCUUGGGCUAGUCAAUGUGGUACUCGGGGGAAAUCCAUAUGCCAAAUGUUGUACAUUGAUCGAAGGAUUGACAGAUCUCGAGGCUGCUGCAUGUUUAUGCACGGUCGUUAAGGUUAACGCGCUUGGAAUCAAGUUGAAGGUACCCAUUACUCUUAGUGUUCUUGUUAAUGCAUGUGGAAAGAAUCUUCCAUCGGGAUACAAAUGCGCUUAAGAUGUAAGAAAGCUUGGGGAAUGAAAAUAGGAUGUGGGUUAAUUGUUUCCUGGUCGAAAGUUAUUGUGUGUGGUGGAUUUAAUUAGUUUAAUGUGAGUGAUGUAUUUAAUUAUGUACUUGUGAGUGGCAAAAACUUAUUUGCCUAUGUCUUAAUAAUUCUAUGUUUAUGUUGAGAUUUAUGGAACAUGUAAGUGUUGUUUCAUGUUGAAGAAAUAAAAUAUCAUAUAUUCUUUUAA
Impatiens glandulifera is the source of this 676-nucleotide messenger RNA. Its product is annotated as 14 kDa proline-rich protein DC2.15-like. NCBI's taxonomy places the organism in Eukaryota, Viridiplantae, Streptophyta, Magnoliopsida, Ericales, Balsaminaceae. Bases 30 to 440 code for a protein of 136 amino acids. The transcript has a single exon. The record is from RefSeq and is a predicted model, not a curated record.